GGAUGGUCAUUCAACAACAGUCGUCCGACCAAAACACAAGUGUGAUAAACUCAAAGUUUAAGUUUCAAAUUAAAAAGAAAAAUAUUUCAAAAUGUUCCGCAUUAUCGCUGUGAUUUUUGCCCUUUUCGCGAUGGCUUUUGCUGCUCCUGGCUACAUUGAGCCCUCUUAUGGAGUCGUUCCUGUGGCUCAUGUGGUUCCCGUGGUGAAGCAUAUUCCGGUGGUGAAGCAGGUUCCGGUGGUAAAGCAUGUCCCAGUGGUUCAGCAUGUUCCUGUCGUGAAGCAUGUCCCAGUGGUUCAGCAUGUCCCCGUUCUUAAGUCCUACGCUGUUCCCACCUACGGACACCACAUCUACCACGGUUAGAUCUUCGAAAAAUCAUUACAAAUAUAGACUCGGCAAAAAUAAACUAAAU
Molecule: messenger RNA, 410 nt
Organism: Drosophila gunungcola (fruit fly)
Lineage: Eukaryota; Metazoa; Arthropoda; Insecta; Diptera; Drosophilidae
Exons: 2
Coding region: 92-361 (89 amino acids)
Source: RefSeq, a predicted model, not a curated record